AUGAUUAUAAUAAUUGGUCGUUGGUUAUUACCAAAAGGAAAAAUAAGUCGUUCAGCUCUUUCUCAACUUUUACUUGUUUAUUUAUCAUUAGCAUCAGAUAUGAUUGAUCUAUUAUCAAUAUUUCAAGAAGAUAAAGUUAUAGAAAAUUUUGAAAUGAUUUAUUCAACAUUAGCUGUUUUUUCUUGGUCAACAUUUCAAUUUAGUCUUAGUCUUGUUUCAUCACGUGGUCGAACAUUUAAUUUAGAAACAAAUAAAUAUUCUAAUUCACAACGUAUUAAAUCAACAUAUAAAAAUUUAGCUAAUAGUGAACUUCCAUCAAUAUUUAUAACAAUAUUAAUGCAAGAUUUACCAUUUGUUAUUAUUCGUUUAAUUUCUGUUAUUCAUUUUAAAGUACAUUCAUAUACAACAAUAUUUUUUACAUGUAAAAAUCUUAUUAUUUUAUUUUUACAAUUUUAUCGUUUAUGGUCAAUUUGUAUUGAACAUAUUGAUCAAGAUGAACAAAUUGAUUUUGAUCAUUAUUAUUCAAGAACACGUCAUUUACCACCUAUUACAGAAUCACUUACUACUCCAUUUAUUUUAGCAUGA
Molecule: messenger RNA, 585 nt
Organism: Rotaria sp. Silwood1
Lineage: Eukaryota; Metazoa; Rotifera; Eurotatoria; Philodinida; Philodinidae
Source: the annotation of a GenBank genome assembly